This is a messenger RNA of Penicillium lagena, 1185 nucleotides long. RefSeq lists its product as uncharacterized. The transcript has a single exon. The record is from RefSeq and is a predicted model, not a curated record. Lineage: Eukaryota; Fungi; Ascomycota; Eurotiomycetes; Eurotiales; Aspergillaceae. Bases 1 to 1185 code for a protein of 394 amino acids.
AUGACGGAGAUGUACUCGGGGCUCCACGUGGGCCAGCGCUUCUCGUCCCUCGAAGAAUUCAAGAUCGUGAUCCGGAGCAUCUCCGUCAGACAGCAUUGGGAAUUGCGCGUCAGUCGCAGCAACAAGAAGAGCGUCGUCAUUGGUUGUCGCUCGUCGCCCAAUUGCUUCUUUCGCGUGGUCUGUCGCUGCAAUAAAAAUGCGACGUAUAUCACCAGUCUCCAGGACAGCCAUAGUUGUCGCAGGAGCGCGGACUCGCCUGCAUCCACGCCGGCUCGCUCCGAGGCGUCGCAUGUACGCUUCUUGCUGAGUGAGAUUCCGAAGCUUUUUGAUAUGAAGACUCGUAUUCGAGGACAGGAUGUUGUGGAUGCUGUUAAACGAUAUCACGGUUAUGAUAUCUCAAUGCGACAAGCUCAGCGGGCCCUGACGAAGCUCCAGCCCCGACAUGCUGAGAAUGAUAGUGAAACUAUGAUGGACGUGGAUCAUAGUGCAGGCGACCAACCAUCGCCUGGACAUGCCCAGCCAGAUUCGCAGGCUGAUGGAGGACCAGCAUAUCCGGAGACUCGAUGGCUUCCCAACAGUUUACAGGGGCCACUUCUUGAGGAAGAGGAUAGUCCUGGGUCUGACACCCCGAGCCCCCGUGGGCCACUACCACCCGCAGCAUCAUCAUCGAAUACUCAGGCAGUGCGGCAGCCACCUCCGGCACAGCACCAGUCCCAAAUUGGAGCAUCCAACCAGUCUGCCCUAAACACUGCGCCGCAGUCAAUGAACGUCCCCCAAUCAAUGAAUGUCUCGCAGCCAGGAGUCGGCUUCCCGACUUCUGCUCCACUACCAGUUGCUGGCCCCGAGAAAGCUUCAAAUUACCCUCAACGAAAUGACCAUACUCCCGUGCCCCAAAUGGUUCUCACAAAUUUCAAGAUUGAGUUCACCUGCACAACGUGUGGAGCUCUCAACCAGAGCUUCGUUCCGAACCAGGGCAAUGUCACAGGCAGUGCUUAUAUGUCUCACCAUCCUGUUCCAAACCAAAGCCACGUUGCCAGAGAACAUGUUCAACCGGAAGCGAAUGCCCCCCGCAACGAUGUUGGCGAGCCCGGCGCGUACGAUGUGAAUCCACCUCAUUCGCGUACCAUACAUGAUGCUUGGGCUGCUGGUGGCUUGGGCGUACCGAUUGGGCCAACACAUACAUAG